CCCGAGCUGCCUAAACUGUCACCACCCAAAAAGAGAAGAGGAAGAAACUCCCGUCUCGAAAGAGGAACGACCAUACGGAUCAGACUAUAGCCGAUCAGAUUUUUUUUAACUGCUAUUGUUGAUCUUACGCGACAUACGGUGCUAGUCUAUUGUGUCCAGUUGUUUGUUCUGCAACAUGGCGGUUGUCAUCCGUUUACAGGGCCUGAGAAUCACUGCAGGUCCUGAGGAUAUUCGCAAGUUCUUCACUGGCCUCAAAAUUCCUGAUGGAGGGGUGCAUGUUAUUGGUGGGGAGCGAGAGGAAGCUUUCAUUAUUUUUGCUUCAGAUGAAGAUGCAAGACGAGCCAUGACUCGGUCCGGGGGCCUCAUCAGGGGAUCACCUGUCAUUUUACUCCUGAGUAGUAAAACUGAGAUGCAGACCAUGCUUGAAAGAAGCACAAAAAUUGCUGAACUGGAUCAGCAGAGGCAAUUUGAUGAGAAUGCAAGACGUGCUAGAAGAUCCCUGGAUUCUGAGGACGGCAGGGCCAGUAGCAGAGUGGGUAAUGCCCCUUUCUACCCACUCUGUGAAGAAAUUUUUUGUUUGUACCUUAAAGGAUUGCCCUACGCCGUAACUGAAGAGGAAGUUCACGAGUUCUUCAGUGGUUUACUUGUGGAAGAAGUAAUCCUGAUGAAAAACAACAAAGGUUUUAACAAUGGGACAGGUUAUGUCAAAUUUGCAACAGCAAAGGACGCAAUGGAAGGCCAGAAGAGAGACAGGGAAUAUAUUGGGUCAAGAUACGUAGAGGUUAACAGAGCAACAUCAGAAGAUUGGGACAGAGCGAAUUUUAAAAAAAUUGCAACCAGCAGCAAAAGUUAUGUGGUGAGAGACAGGUCACCUAUUCGCAGUGAAAGGAGUUUACCGUAUGAGGUUGGGUCAUCUUCACCUGUAGCGCAGAGGCCUGUGGGAUGUUCUGAGGAAGAGUACUGUGUUCUCUUGGACAAUUUGUCCUAUGCUGUUGAUAAAGGAGACAUAAAGAAGCUUUUUUAUUUUGCAAAUCUUCAGGAUGACCAGAUCCUGCACUUGAUUGACCACAGUGGGAGAAGAACUAGAUCUUCAUUUGUUCUGUUCAAAAGCCUGAAUGACUACUGUCAGGCCCUGGCUCAGGAAAAAAGAGAUUUUUUCAACCGUUCCGUUUAUACCCGCCCGAUCUCAAGAGAGAACAUGCUCGCUCUUCUUGAGUCCGGAAGCACAGAGGUCCAACCCUCUGGAAGUUCUGAAUUUCAGAAGAGGCCUCCAUCAUACCAAAGUAACCCUAAUGAAUCAGAGAAAAUGUGCCUGUUUGUGCGGAAUCUGCCAUUUGAUGUGCGUAAAGUGGAGAUCAUGGAUUUCUUUCAUGGGUUUAAUAUUAAUGAGGACAAGGUUUUCCUACUGCGUGACCAUAAAGGGGCAGGAGUUGGGAUGGCUUUGGUUCUCUUCCCGUCUGAGGCAGCUGCAACGGAGGCACUUUGUCUCAAUGGGCGACGAUUUCUUGGGUCUGAAGUCAUACUAAAAUGCAUUUCACAUUCUGAGAUGCAGCAGUUGGGUGUUGAGCCACCGAUGGGACAAGAGGACCGGAGCUCGGGGGGGAGCAGUGGGUCAUCCUAUCGUUCUGGGAACACUGGGUACUUCGACUUAAAGAGUCCUCGUGAUGGUAAUGCACCAGUCAGUAAUGCUCACGGAAGCAGUGACUAUGAUCCUUUUGAAUUAGACGCCGACGCUCCACGCAACAGAGGUAGUAACACCUCUGCACAGCAUUUUGAUGGUCCUACCUGUGUAAAGUUGAUAAACUUGCCAUUCCAAAUUAGAAUUGAAGAAAUCUAUGACUUUUGCUAUGGAUACAACAUUAUUCCUGGAUCUAUCUCCCUGCAGUUUGAUGAGAGUGGAAAAUGUAAAGGCUCUGCUACAGUGGUAUUUGAGUCUCGCCAAGAGGCUCUCAUAGCAAUUAGGGAACUGAAUGGGAGACCAAUAGGCCCGAGAAAAAUACAGCUAGAGUUUGUGUGAAAGCGAUGUUCCUAUUGAUGGCACGUGUGGUUUGCACAUGAACACAAUGUUGUUGUAGAGAGACAGCAGGCAGACAGUUUCUGAUGCACACAAUAUAAUAUCUGGGUCAUUGGGCUAAAAAUAAAUGUUUGGUUUAAGUUAAUUAGGUCCAAUAUGAAAUUAAAAGUUAUUAAACCAAGUUGGCCCCCAGAUUGACGACGCCUUCAAUAUGUGCUUUGGAAUUUUAUGCUUAUGUCCCUUUUUAAAAGGCACAUUAGAAUUUUAGCCUUUCUAAAUGUUUUGGCUAGAAGGCACUAUAGUUCAGAGAUUUGAUUUUCUAAUUUUUAUAGCUCAAUUUGUGUUGCUGCAAAUGUUGGAAAAAUAUGUACAUAUUGUUUUACUGUUUUGAAUUGAAUUGUCUUCAUAAAUCCAUUUGAAUUGUCUUUUUUAUCUGCCACCUACAGUCCCAACAGUAUAUGCUUGAUGAUAAAUCUUUUGUAAAUAAAGUUGAUGAUAAUCACCA
Molecule: messenger RNA, 2519 nt
Organism: Betta splendens (Siamese fighting fish)
Lineage: Eukaryota; Metazoa; Chordata; Actinopteri; Anabantiformes; Osphronemidae
Gene: rbm12bb
Product: RNA binding motif protein 12Bb
Exons: 2
Coding region: 176-2017 (613 amino acids)
Biological process (GO): regulation of RNA splicing
Cellular component (GO): ribonucleoprotein complex; nucleoplasm
Molecular function (GO): RNA binding
Source: RefSeq, a predicted model, not a curated record